Humulus lupulus (European hop) is the source of this 2015-nucleotide messenger RNA. RefSeq names its product cryptochrome DASH, chloroplastic/mitochondrial. Gene Ontology annotation, molecular function: DNA binding; FAD binding; DNA photolyase activity. NCBI's taxonomy places the organism in Eukaryota, Viridiplantae, Streptophyta, Magnoliopsida, Rosales, Cannabaceae. The coding region runs from base 37 to 1818 and encodes 593 amino acids. The transcript is spliced from 13 exons. The record is from RefSeq and is a predicted model, not a curated record. Gene Ontology annotation, biological process: photoreactive repair.
UCUCUACAUAUUCCAUAGUAGUAGUAGCUGCAAAAAAUGGUCAUCUCUCUGCUUCAACUUACUGCCCUCUCUUUGCCUUCUUCCCUGAAUUUUUGUAGAAAUUCACAUCCAAAACUAGACUCUACGACUUCGAUACUCGUACACUUCGCCAAAUCGAAUAUGAUGAGUUCCGGCUCCAAUCCCGGUCCGGUGAGGACUAGCUCUGCUAAAAUUUUCAAGGUUCCGGACCUGGAAACCGAACAAAUAGACCUAAUCGCGGACCAGAAUUUUCAGAGGUACUUUUUGUCUUCAUCUACAAGGAGGAGGAGCGGCAAUGGAGUCGCCAUUGUGUGGUUCAGAAAUGAUCUGAGAGUUUUAGACAACGAGGCUUUGUAUAAAGCAUGGGUAUCGUCUGAGUCGGUUUUGCCCGUUUUCUGUGUCGAUCCUCGGAUUUUUGGUGCAACUCAUUACUUUGGGUUCCCUAAAACUGGGGCUUUGAGAGCACAAUUUCUCAUAGAAUGCUUGGCCGAUUUGAGAAAGAAUUUAAACAAGCGGGGACUUAACUUGAUGAUAAAACAUGGAAAGCCCGAGGACAUUCUACCCAGUCUUGCCAAAACCUAUGGAGCACAUAUUGUAUAUGCCCAAAAAGAAACUUGCAGUGAGGAGCUGAUUGUUGAAAGGUUGGUAUGCAAAGGUCUGCAGAAAGUUGUCUUGCAAUCAUCUUCAGAACGAUCCAACAAGCCUGGUGGUUCUACGAUGAAUCCCAAGUUACAACUUGUUUGGGGUGCCACUAUGUACCACAUUGACGAUCUUCCAUUUUCCACCAGUAGUUUACCAGAUGUUUAUACUCAGUUUCGUAAGGCAGUCGAAUCAAAAUGCUGUAUUCGUAGCUGCAUAAAAAUUCCAACAUCUCUUGGGCCACCACCACCCAGCAUCGGCGAUUGGGGGAGUAUUCCGUCAUUAGAGAGCCUUGAAUUAAGCUCACAAGAUGUCAGUAAGGGAAUGAAGUUUGUCGGGGGUGAAAGUGCUGCACUGAGCCGAGUUUAUGAGUACUUCUGGAAGAAGGAUUUGGUCAAGAAAUACAAAGAGACCAGAAACGGGAUGUUAGGUCCUGACUAUUCAACUAAAUUUUCUCCAUGGCUUGCUUCAGGAAGUCUCUCCCCUCGCUUAAUUCAUGAUGAGGUUAAAAGAUAUGAAAAGGAGAGGCUAGCAAAUGACUCUACAUACUGGGUUUUGUUUGAGCUAAUAUGGAGGGACUACUUCAGGUUUCUAUCUGUCAAAUUCGGCGAUGCUCUGUUCCAUUUAGGAGGACCAAGGAAUGUGGAGAAAAGAUGGAGUCAAGACAACAAAUUGUUUGAAUCCUGGAGAGAUGGCACUACAGGGUACCCUCUCAUAGAUGCCAACAUGAAAGAACUGGCAACAAGUGGAUUUAUGUCGAAUCGGGGACGACAGAUUGUGUGUUCCUUUCUUGUUCGAGAUAUGGGAAUUGACUGGCGAAUGGGAGCUGAAUGGUUUGAGACAUGCCUUUUGGAUUAUGAUCCAUGCUCUAAUUAUGGAAAUUGGACCUAUGGGGCAGGAGUUGGAAAUGACCCCAGAGAAGAUCGUUACUUCAGCAUCCCCAAACAAGCGCAGACAUAUGAUUCUGAAGGGGAGUAUGUAGCAUAUUGGUUGCCACAAUUGCGAACACUCCCAAAAGAUAAAAGAAACUUCCCUGGAAAAUCAUACAUUGAGCAAAUUGUACCUCUCAAGUUUGGGAGUACUACUACUUCCAGGUACCAAGGUCGGGACAUGGCCUCGGCAAGAAAAGGCAAUUUUGUACAUAGAGGACAGAGAAGAUAAGGAACAGUAAUUAUAUUGCUAUUUUUUAUUACUUUAUUUAUAAUAAUUCAUAUAUGUUAUUUAAAUCUCUGAAUUUUUCUAAUGUUGUGUUAUUCUCCUAAGAAAUAAACAUGCAAAAGCCUCGUGGGAAAAUCUUGCUCGAGGCUUUGCAAGGCUGGGUAUUGAAAUUACAAGUAUUAUUGGUAGUGAUAAUAAAA